Helicoverpa zea (corn earworm) is the source of this 1033-nucleotide messenger RNA. Its product is annotated as neuferricin homolog. The transcript is spliced from 4 exons. The coding region runs from base 177 to 947 and encodes 256 amino acids. The record is from RefSeq and is a predicted model, not a curated record. Gene Ontology annotation, cellular component: membrane; endomembrane system. Lineage: Eukaryota; Metazoa; Arthropoda; Insecta; Lepidoptera; Noctuidae.
GUGUCAAGCCUGUGUGCUAACGCGUAUUACAAACUUGCUGAAGUUUUUGUGUAGGUAUAGUUAUUUCCAAUUACAUAGCAUUAUCAAGCAUUUUAUUUCACAUUUGAAUGUAUCAAUGAUCUCACAUUAUCCUACACAAGUAUUCUCAUGAGUAAGCAUAAAUAAUAAUAUUCAUCAUGGUUGUUGGUCUAUUAAGCAACAUGAAGUUGUUAAUAUCCGUAGCAGUAGUUACCUGCGCAUACUUGUAUCGUGAGGAACUGAAAUUCUACUAUGACAGUUUCUUAAAUCCCGUCGAAGACAAACCCGGGAUCUUCACGGCGACUAAACUGGCUCAAUAUGACGGGGUAACACGUAAAAGUCUGUAUUUAGCUGUACUAGGUACUGUCUUUGAUGUUACAGAAGGUAAAAGACAUUAUAAAAAGGGUGCUUCAUAUCAUUAUUUCAUAGGCAAAGAUGGAUCAAGAUCUCUUGUCACCGGGGAUUUCCAGGAUGAAAGCAAUGAAAGGGACCAUGUUAUGGACUUGUCCUGUACCGAAAUACUCACGGUUAUCAAUUGGAGAGAUACAUUUAAGAAAAAGUAUAAACAAGUUGGAGUCCUGAUAGGAAGGUACUAUGACAAAGAUGGCCAGGAGACUGUCUAUAUGGAAGAGUUCUACAAUAAAAUACAGGAAUGUCAAGAAGAGAAAGAAAAGUCAAGGAAAGAAGAUCAGAAGUAUCCUCCAUGUAACAUAGCGUGGAGUGCUGAUGAAGGCACUAAAGUGUGGUGCACAACAUCAAGUGGAGGCAUUAAAAGGAGUUGGACUGGGGUUCCUCGGCAACUCUUCACUCCUGGCGUGGAAAAGCCCCGCUGUGUGUGCCUGAAUGAAGCUGAUCAAGGUUCUGCAGGUCUUAUCAAAGAAUAUGACAACUGUCCUAAAUCAUCUAUAGAGUGCAAGGUUCAAACUUAAACUUUUAUGAUAGUAACUAUGAAUAUAUUACUUUAUUCCAAACUAAAUCUCUUAUUUUUUUCUUAUAAAUAAAAGAUGUUAUUAAA